Molecule: messenger RNA, 384 nt
Organism: Scutellospora calospora
Lineage: Eukaryota; Fungi; Glomeromycota; Glomeromycetes; Diversisporales; Gigasporaceae
Source: the annotation of a GenBank genome assembly
AUGUCGAAUAUUAUGUUUCCAACGAGUGUAUUGGGGUUAAAGAAAAGAAAGAAUAGAAUAAUCCAUGAUUAUGAUAUUCAAGAAUUUUCAAAUAUUGAUUAUAAAAUAAAAGUUCAAACUAUAGAUGAAAGAAGAAUCGUAAUAUUAUCAUUUUAUGAUAAGGAUGAUAAUGUUAUGUCAGUUCUACCAUCUACGAUAUUUUGUAGAAAUAUCACAGAAAAAAGAGACAAAAUUCCUUUUCAUGAAAGUUUAUUUUUGUUGAUGUAUCCAAACAAAUAUAUUUUUUAUUUGAAAGAUUCUCAAGAAAGGAAAGAUAAAAUUUAUAGUAUAAAUUGUAAAAAUAGAAAAAGUUUUCAAAUUUAUAAUUAUAAAGCAAGAAUUUAG